Messenger RNA from Archocentrus centrarchus (flier cichlid), 1597 nucleotides. RefSeq lists its product as uncharacterized. The transcript has 4 exons. The record is from RefSeq and is a predicted model, not a curated record. NCBI's taxonomy places the organism in Eukaryota, Metazoa, Chordata, Actinopteri, Cichliformes, Cichlidae. The coding region runs from base 12 to 818 and encodes 268 amino acids.
UCAGCACCAAGAUGGAGAACUUGCCAAAAUUUGCCAUCAAACAGUACAGCACUCAUGUCGCUAUGAUUGUGAUUUUUGUUCACAAUUAUGUGCUCGACAAGAAUCUGGAGUGCACUUGUGAAUAUGAUAAACUCUCCUGUGGUUUAUACAUGGCUCUACCGUUUUUUAUCUUAUUUGCUUUACAGCUCUGGACGGACAAGACGUUUAAGAGAAUCUGGAAAUACACGUGUAACUGCGACUGCAGGUGCAAAUUUUUCUGUGUUUUAGUGCAUCACAUUCUGAAGGCAGCUUGCGUUGGUCUGCUUUGGGUAUUGUUCCUGUUGAUUGAUGGAGACUGGUAUGUGUGCUGUUACAAUACAUAUAAAGAACAUCCAGAUUUGGGCUGCAAAGAAAAACUAAAUAUCACAGAGAAGGAACGAGUCCUCAUUGCUAAGCUGAAAAACAAGUCCAUGCUUAUUGGCCUGGGUAUACUCUUGGCUGGCUUUGUGGUGGUUACCUUCGUGCUGUCAUGUGGAUGGAAGAAAUGCUGUGAAUGCUGCGAUAGAAAAUAUCUAUAUGACCAAAUGAUUUUGGAGGAAGAAGGCAAUGUCCUGACAGAGAUGAUAAAAAACGCAGCAAAACAGAAGCUGACUGAAAAAAUGCAGGAGAAACUUGACACUGAAAGAUGGCAGGAAUGUUUUGAUGUUGCUGAAGAUCUGAUUAAGGGAAAAACUCCACCAGGAAAACUGGUAAAGCCUCAGGUAGAUAUUCCUCUUCCAGAUAGGCGCCCAGAGGAGGAAAACCUAAUGAAGGGUGCUGGGACAUCAACAACAUCCUGAGGAAAGUAGUUCCCACCAGAAUUCCUUUACAUUUUAAAUUUCAGUUUCUUUGAUUCAGGUCCAUAAAAAAGCUGAACAUUUACUACAACCUUGAGAUAUGUAGUAAAACUGCUAUAAUUAAGCUCAUAAAUACCAUAAAAUGGUAACACAUGCAUGUUACAUACAUUUCAAAGCUGUUUUUGAUGUUACAUGAGUGUAGAUUAUUAAUGGUGCUAUUUAAUACACAUUUAUGAAAAUGUUUGAAUGACCUGUCACAAAUGUAAACAUCUCAUAAGGGGUGUCCACACAGGAAGCACUUCACUCACUGUGCAUCACUUUGCAGCUGACAGUUGGUCUAUUGGCAGCUUUCCAGGCUUGGUUGCCUAAGUAGCCCUCUAAGAUAUUUAUCAUCCUUUCAUAUUUCAAUCAACUGCAAUCUUCACUUCACACUCAAGUUUAACUUGGGACCCGCCCACUUCACUUAUUUGGUUAAUUUGUCUGCAGUUGCUUGAAGUUUCUACAGUUCCCGGCCACCGUGGUCCUAAUAGCUGCUUUCUGCGUGGGCACCUCUUUAAGCUCAAAUUUUACAAGUAGCCUACUGUACAUGUUCAUAAAGUACAGAGUUAUUACUAUUACUGUAACAUUUCAUGCCACCUGUAUACAUAAGACAUGUUUAUAUACAGUUAAAGAAGCAGUGAAGCUUCAAGAGUUCAUCAUAAAUGAUAAAAAUGAAGCUUUUUUAGUCUUCAUUAAUCUGUCACAUUUAUAUAGAAGUGGGAAAAAUGUGGGUUUGAAAUGCU